GAGAACAGAGGUUUGAGGUAUGCCUUGACCAGAAAUUCCACUUCUCUAUAAGCUUGGUGUUCCUCUGCGCUUGUGAGCGUAUGUUUAACUAUCAAGCUCUUCUUCUGUGGGUAGUGAGCAGUAAUGGAGCAACCGAAUCAAUGGCUGACGCAGACGGUAAGCGCAUUUGGUCCUAAUUACUUGUGGCAUCUGAAAGUUAACAUGCUGUGAAUUUGAGGUAUAAGCUCUUCUUGCAAUGGCUGGUUUCAGGAACAGGAGGAGCUGGCGUACAUGUACCAGCAAGAAGGGGUUCCCGUGCCCGGCAUGGAGCAACAGUUCGCGGAGCCGCCGCUGCCUGGCCAUCAAGAGCAGUACUACACGCCGCCGAUGGCGACCCCGUCGUUCCAUCCAUCUCGCAGCUCCGAUUUCCCGAGCUUUGGAGGCUCGUCGUCGUUGCCGAACCUGCCGUUCGGAUCGACGACGGUGAAGAACGAGCUGGGGCAGCCGUCUCCGCCGCCGCCAUCGUCCAACUUCCUCUCCUUCGGCGCCGGCCAGGCUGGCACCCUGAACUUCUCGGGAGGCGCCUGGCAGCACGACGGCGUGGAAGGGACGAUGCAGCUGCAGGCGCCGGAGAGGCGGAGCAGGGCGCCGGCGAACGCGCAGGAGCACGUCAUCGCCGAGCGCAAGCGACGGGAGAAGCUGCAGCAGCAGUUCGUGUCUUUGGCCACCAUCGUCCCCGGCCUCAGGAAGACAGACAAGAUCUCUCUGCUGGGGAGCACCAUCGACUACGUGAAGCAGCUGGAGGACAAGGUGAGGGCGCUGGAGGAGCAAGGCUCGCGGAGGUCGUCGGAGUCCACCACCGUCUUCGAGAGCAAGUGCCGCAUAUCCGCCGCCGACAACGACGCAGCAGGACCCAGCGGGUCCGGGGACGCGGCCGAGGACUCGAGCCCGGCCGUCGAGGCCAGCAUCCGGGGGCACACGGCGCUCCUGAAAAUCUGCUGCAAGGAGAGGAGAGGGGUGCUGGUGAUGGUCCUCUCCGAGCUCGAGAACCAGGGCCUCUCCAUCAUAAACACCAACGUCGUCCCGUUCACCGACUCCUGCCUCAACAUCACCAUCACGGCCAAGGCAAGGCUUCUCUUCCAUUGCGCAAAUGCGGUUGUAGCUUGCAAGAAAAUAAGCUUCUGAUGCAUGAUCCGAAGAUUGACAUGUUGAGUUUUGUGCAGAUCGAAGAGGGCUUCUCGUCCGCGGCUGAGCUCGUGAGGAACCUGACGGUGGCUCUCAGAAGUUUCAGCUGAAAGUAGAAUGCAAGCGAUUUGUACAGAUCUUUAAUUUCUGAGUUUGG
Triticum aestivum (bread wheat) is the source of this 1321-nucleotide messenger RNA. RefSeq names its product transcription factor bHLH18. The record is from RefSeq and is a predicted model, not a curated record. The transcript has 2 exons. Gene Ontology annotation, molecular function: protein dimerization activity. Bases 271 to 1164 code for a protein of 297 amino acids. NCBI's taxonomy places the organism in Eukaryota, Viridiplantae, Streptophyta, Magnoliopsida, Poales, Poaceae.